Messenger RNA from Zerene cesonia (dogface butterfly), 4098 nucleotides. It is a transcript of the gene Hip1, whose product is annotated as huntingtin-interacting protein 1. The transcript is spliced from 23 exons. Gene Ontology annotation, molecular function: clathrin-cargo adaptor activity; actin filament binding; phosphatidylinositol-3,4-bisphosphate binding. Gene Ontology annotation, cellular component: clathrin-coated vesicle; actin cortical patch. Gene Ontology annotation, biological process: clathrin coat assembly; actin filament organization; endocytosis. The record is from RefSeq and is a predicted model, not a curated record. NCBI's taxonomy places the organism in Eukaryota, Metazoa, Arthropoda, Insecta, Lepidoptera, Pieridae. The coding region runs from base 360 to 3506 and encodes 1048 amino acids.
UUUUCGGUGGUUGUGUUUGUGGAAUGUUGUGUUGUUAUAUAUUUUGAAUAGAAAAUUUCGCGAAAUUGUUUUUUUUUUCAAAAGUAAAAAAAAAAUAAUCGUAUUUUGGUGUGAAGUCGCGGUUAAUAAAUUGUAGAAUAUAGUUGUGCAAAAUUUGCUUCGUCAGAAAAAUCGAGUCCAUCCUUCAUAAUUUUGUUGUCGUCCUUUACAUGUGCAAAUCCUAUGGCGUCAUUAUCGUUACCAAAAGUACUUCAAUUGAAGAAAAACAGCUUGGAUGCUGAACGUGAACACUUCGAAAAGUUUCAGCGUGGCACGUCAUUAAACUAAUGCAUGCAGCUGACUCUCAACACUAACACGCUAUGGCGACACCUGCCGAUAAACGAUUCCAUCAGCUGACAUUAGCUAUACAGAAGGCAAUAAAUGCAAUCGAAACACCGGUUAAAGAGAAACAUGUCCGCAGCGCUAUCAUCGGAACCUUCCAGGAACAGAGCGCCAUCACGUAUUGGAUGGUGGCUAUACGACAGCCCCUUCAAGAUAACCGCAUAGUCGCGUGGAAGUUCUGCCACGUGACCCACAAGUUGCUCCGCGAGGGACACCCGGCGUGCCUCGACGACUCGCAGCGGCACAUUGGAAUGAUCGAGAACCUGGGGAAGUUGUGGAUGCACCUUCGCGAAGGCUACGGCAGACUGAUCCAUCUGUACUGCACACUUCUGCUGAGCAAGCUGAAGUUUCACGCGCGCAACCCCCGCUUCCCCGGGAACAUGCAGCUCACGGUCGAAGAGUUGGACGCUAUAGCUGAAAACGAUGUUAAUAAUUACUUCCAGUUGUGUGUCGAAUUGUUCGACUAUAUGGAUGAUAUUUUGAAUUUACAAUCCGCAGUAUUCGACAGUCUCGGCAACGCGAGAGCCAACUCGAUGACGGCGAGCGGGCAGUGCCGGCUGGCGGCGCUGAUCCCGUGCGCGCAGGACUCGUCGCACAUCUACGACUGCAACGUGCGCCUGCUGUUCCGGCUACACGCGUCCCUGCCGGCCGAUACGCUCACCGGACAUAGGGAGAGGUUCCGGCAACAGUUCAAAAAGCUAAGUUCGUUCUACAAACACGCAAGCAGCCUUCAAUACUAUAGAAAUUUACUCACACUGCCAGUUCUACCGUCGAAUCCGCCUAAUUUCUUAUUACAGAGUGACUUUGGCACCUAUGUCGCACCAGUGGUGUCCAUUCCUGAGCCGCCGCCUGAUGAGGUCGAUGCCAUUGGGUCGUUGAUAGAUACUUCCGACACCAUCAGCCAGGUAUCGACACCGCCGAGGCACGACUCGCUAGAAACGCGCACGUCGCCCUCGCCCGCACCGGACCCGUUGUUAGAGAGAGACCGACUUAUUGACCAUUUGCAGAAUGAGCUCAAGAGAAUGCGGACAGAAGUGUCGCAGAUUGUACAAGAACGGAACACAAUGCUAAGCUCGAUGCGGGAACAUUGCGCACGAGUUGAAACACAACUGCAAGCGGCUAGGAAUGAACUAGAAGAGGAAAAACAAAAGGCUGAUAUUUUAGCAAUUGAAGCUCCAGAAAUCAAAAAAAAGCUCAGUGAAACGGAAGAUAAAGCGAAAGUGACCGACGAAAAGUUCCAAAAGUUAAAAGGUGCUUACACCCAGCUACGUGAAGAACAUAUCGCACUUAUCAGACAGAAAGCUGAAGUAGACAAGUUAACGUCCACUUUACGUGCCGCCGCGGCGCAACACGAGAGUGCCAAGAUGAUGCUACAACAGCAAUUAAACGAUCGAGUGAAGGAUGUUGAACUCCUUCAGCAAAGCGCAUCGUCCAGUGAAGAAAUUGAAGCGUAUAAAAUGGAAAUAUCGAAUCUCCGAACAGAUUUAGAACAAUCUAGACAAAAGGAAGUUGAAUUAGAAACUUUACGAGCAUCCAUCGAAUCCUUACAAAUCGAUCAUAAAACUGCAACAACCGAGCAAGAAGAGAAGAUAUCAAUUAUGGCGAGUGAACUAAAAGAAGCUUCCGAAAGUCUUGAUAGGUUAAAGAAAGAGAAAAUGGAAAGCGAAGCAGAAUUAACCAAAGUCAAGGAAGAGUUGCAGAGUAUUAAGCAAAAGAGCGGAGAAGAUUUCAAAAAGGUUGUACAAGAAAAAGAAGAGGCUCAGAAACAAAUAACAGAACUCACAAUAAAAUAUCAGCAGGAAAAAGAGCUUGUGGAAGCUAGGUUGAUGCAUAUAGAGCAGGGGAGACUGAACGCAGAAUGUGAAUUACAGGAUCUAUUGCAACAAAACACUGUGCUAGAAGCAGACAUGGCGUCUUUAAAAAUACAAUUAGAAGAGGCCCAUAGGGAAAUAAAGAAACAAAACUCAAAGAUUGUAACUUGUGCCGGAGAAGCGGCAUUAGAAGUAACGAAUACUGCCAUUUCGACGUUAGAACAUUCCAAUGCGCAAGAUGCGAAUAAAUUAGCCGCCGAACUUGCUUCUAAGGCUUUCGAAGAACUUGCCAGAAAGUCACAGUUGGAAGGAAAUGAAGAAGCUAUUGCAAAAUCAGCCAUCUAUGCUGCUCACAAUACCGCUCAACUGUCUUCGUAUGCGUCAGAAGUAUCCAACCUGUCCACUGAUUUGGAACUUAUAGAAAAAUUGAACAGCGACUGUCGAAGCAUGCUGACGGCGGCGCAGCAGUGCCUCGACUCGGUGAAGAGCGGCGCGAUAGACCGCGGCGCGUGUCUGCAGGCGCGCGGCGGCGUGCUGGGCGUGGCGCGCGCCGCCGCCGCCGCCGACCGGCUCGCCGCCGGCGCGCGCAGCGUGGACGACGAGCUGGCGGACAUGGACCUGGCCAUCGAGCAGGCGGCUUCCCAGAUCGAGAAUCUACUGGCAGCCAGUAAGGCAGGUGACUCCGGAGUGCAGCUAGAGGUGAACAGUAAGAUUCUGGACGCGUGCACGACGCUCAUGGGCGCUGUGAAGGUGUUAGUCCAGGAUGCGAGGAAACUGCAGAACGAGCUGGGAGACCCCAAAACGAGGCAGAAGAUGUAUCGCCGCAACCCGCAGUGGUCUGAGGGGCUCAUAUCCGCGGCGAAGGCGGUUGUCUUCGCGGCUAAGUUAUUAGUGACGAGCGCAGACGAGGCGGUGUCGUCGUCGGGCGGCAAGGUGGAGGGCGUGAGCGCGGCGGCGCACGAGGUGGCGGGCAGCACGGCGCAGCUGGUGGCGGCGUCGCGCGCGCGCGCCCCGCCCAGCGCGCCCGCGCUCGCGCGCCUCACCGCCGCCUCGCGCCACGUCGCCGCCGCCACGGGCGCGCUCGUCGCCGCCGUGCGCUCCGCCUCCGCGCUCGUGCGCGACAAGGAGGCGCUCGACACGUCAGCGCUGACGCUGACGGCGACGCGGCGGCUCGAGAUGGAGAGCAAAGUGCGCGCGCUCGAGCUGGAGAGCGCGCUGGACGCGGAGCGCGCGCGCCUCGCCGCGCUGCGCAAGCGCCACUACCAUCUCGCGCACCUUGAGGAGAAUGGAAACAUUGAAAAUGGAAAGGAGUGAAGAACAAAAGACAAUAAAAAUAAUUAAAGAAUAUAUAAAAGCACUCCACAUUAUUUUCACAAGAACUAUUUAGCAUUUCUAAUGAAAAAAAACAUUCUGUAUUUGCAUUUACGUUAUUCGUUUUUUACCAACCCAAUAUUUGGUACCUUAUCCCCGUAUUCAGCUAAAUGUAAGUGCUUGUAAGUUUAGAUUGUGUAAUUGUUUAGCAAAAUAAAAUCCAUGACGUAUCCACAAAUCCUUAAAAAAUAAAGGAAAAAAUUUAAUGACAAUUAAGUUCAGAUAAGAAAGUAAAUGACAAUGAAAUACUUCCAACUACUAAUGAACGUUUCGGAUCACACGUAUGUGGAAACUUAGCUUUAAGAUAACAUGAUAAUUUAUAAUAUAUUACAGCCUGUAUUGUAUUUUUAAAGCAUUUUUUUAUUCUUUUAUUCAAUUCAAAUUAUGUACUAUAAAUUUCGUAUAUUCUUCUAUUUUUAGACUAGGACCAUAUCUAUCUUUGUGAGCAUCAUAAGAGUGAUUUUAGACAGGCUAUUAUUUAGCUUUAGUGUAUCAUUUGUAACUGAAUUGUACUAAUAAAAAUAUCUAUGACAAA